This is a messenger RNA of Dentiscutata erythropus, 588 nucleotides long. Lineage: Eukaryota; Fungi; Glomeromycota; Glomeromycetes; Diversisporales; Gigasporaceae. The record is from the annotation of a GenBank genome assembly.
AUGUUGAAAAUCUCAAAAAGUUCAAUUAGUUCAAUUAAAAGAAUAACAGGUCAUUCUCCUAAUACAAUAACAAGUUAUAUAAAUUUUUUACGUGAGUUAGUAAUUGAUACUUUAAAGGAUAAACCAAAUAAAAUAGGAGGUAAAGAUGUAAUUGUACAAAUUAAUGAAUCUAAAUUUAGUAAGAGAAAGUAUAAUCAUGGAAGACGAGUUAAUAGAGUUUGGGUUAUUGGUGGUAUUGAAAUCAUUAAAGAAAAAAGAUGUUUUUUGAUUAUGAUAAAAAAAAGAAAUAUUGAAACAAUUCAAAAAAUUUUAAAGGAAUAUAUUGAACCAGAAUUAAUAAUCUAUACAGAUGAGUUAAAUGUUAAACAUAAAACCGCAAAUCAUUCUAAAUGGUUUACUGAUCCUGUUACUGGUGUAAACACAAAUACAAUUGAAGGAGUUUGGAAUGGUGUUAAAUUACAAAUUGCUCCACGGCAAACUUAUUCUAUAAUAUAUUUCUUAUUAAUACCUUCAUUGUUAAAAAUUUCUGACUCUAAUAAAUUUACAAAUUUCAUAAACACUUCAGUGGUAGUAGUUGGGGUUGACUGA